AUCCUCAAGAGUCUUGGUUACAACCGACUUGUCCUCCAAAUUGGUAGAGGCACAGUGGUCCCUGAAUCAUUCAGUAGUGAUUCAUUCACUCUGGAUGUUUACAGGUAUAAGGAUUCUUUGAAAGAAGACCUUCAGCAAGCAGAUCUUGUCAUCAGCCACGCAGGUGCAGGAAGCUGUUUGGAGAGUCUGGAAAAAGGCAAGCCACUUGUGGUAGUUGUAAAUGAAAAGUUAAUGAACAAUCAUCAAUUCGAAUUGGCAAAGCAGUUGCACAAAGAAGGACAUCUUUUCUAUUGUACCUGCAGUCGAGAUUUCAUUCUUUAUCGAUAUCCUGGAAAACCACCAAUGCAGGUCACAGAUAAUGGCUUUGAAGAAAAGAUUCUUCUUUGUUAUUCAAACAAUGGCCAUUAUGAUUCUGUGUACUCAAAAGAAUUUCAGUCAACUGCAGGAAUUUGCCAAGCGAUAUUGUAUGAAAUUCUUUAUAAAGAUGUAUUUGUAGUGGAUGAAGAAACAUUGAAAACUGCAGUUCAUUUGUUUCGAAGUGGUUCCAGGAGAAACAGAAACAACGCUUUGACUGAAAAUGUAGAAGCCAGUACUGAUCAGAAGAAUGUGGUGCCUCUUCCAAUGUCAAAAGUACACCAGAAGACAGCAAGCAAGGAACAGCAGAAGGAUUAAAGUUUCCAGAAAAUCCAUCAAGGAUGCUCUUUCCUUAUAAGGUACUAAAAGCUCUGGAUCCAGAAAUAUAUCGCAAUAUAGAAUUUGAUGCUUGGUUGGACAGCAGAAAAGAACUUCAAAAAUCAGAUUGCAUGGAAUAUGCUGGAAGACAUUACUAUUUAGGGGACAAGUGUCAGGUUUGCUUGGAACCAAAUGGAAAAUAUUAUAAUGCUCACAUUCAAGAAAUUGAAAAUGAUAAAAACUCAGUAGUAGUUUUCAUUGAGGAAUUGGCAGAAAUGGCUAAUGUAAAACCAGUCAACCAAGUGGCACUUCUUCCUACCUGGAAUAUUUUGCCAACUCGUAAAGGAAGAGGUUACCCGGCACGUACUACCCAGGAUUCAGCAUAGUAUGCAUUUUGGGCAUGACCCACUAUUGUACUACUCACAGACAGCUGGUCAUGUUAUGUCUAGUGACCAUUUCUACCCUCAACAUUCUUCUCAAAGACAAGGUCGCGGAUAUGGGAUGCCCAGGGAUUCAUCUCACUUAAUAAAUAGGCAAAACAUGCCAAGUUCUAAAGUUGGGUUUUACCCUGGUCCAGGUAGACGGUGCUGCCAGAGCUAUGAUAAUGUCUCAUAUAGGUCUCGUUCUUUCAGGCGUAGCCACCGUCAGAUGCAUUGUAUGAAUAAGGAAUGCCAGUAUGGUUUUGCUCCAGAAGAAACUGUUACAUUUUAUGCACUUGAAGAAGGGAAUGAGACUGCUUAUUCAACAUUACCUAGCAAUGGUGGUUCCCAUGCAAUGGUUCCUGUUACUUCAGGAUACUGUAUGGCAAGUCAGGGCUAUAACUCGUGCAAAACAAGUUUGAAUUCAGAAGACAGCAAUGCCCACUGUGACAGUGGACAAUAUCAUGGAGAUUAUCUUUAUUCUUCAGAACAAGGCUAUGAAACUUCCAGUGUAUAUACCACAACUGUAUCUACAGCAAACCUGUCUCUUCAGGACAAUGGACCAUGUUCUGUGCCUCAAGACACAGUUACCUCAUACAACUACCCCCAGAAGGUGUUAGAAAACUCUACAGAAAUUAGAGUUUCCUGGGCCAGCCAUGUUCCAGUUCCAGUCUUACCUAACUGUACAGGAAGUAAUCAAACUAUUAGUACCUCUGAUGUUUCCGAACAGAAUGCCAUACAGCCUGUCUUUGAACCUCCACCUGCACAAGACAGUCAAGCCUAUCUUCAGCCUCCAGCAGCAGCACCAGCAGCAGCAGGAGCAGCACCAGCAGCAGCAGGAGCAGCACCAGCAGCAGCAGGAGCAGCACCACUUCCACCGCCUCCUCCUCCACUUCCUGCGCCUCCUCCUCCACUUCCUGCUCCUACUUCUCUUGAAGCAGGAGAUGCUUCAGGCUUACAUCUACCACCACCAUUACCACCACCACCACCACCACCACCUUAUUCUUGUGAUCCAAGUGGAAGUGAUCUGCCCCAAGAUACAAAAGUUUUGCAGUACUAUUUCAAUCUGGGAUUGCAGUGCUAUCAUCAAAACUACUGGCACUCCAUGGUCUAUGUGCCACAUGUGCAGGAGGAGCAGCCACAGCAGCUUCAUGUAGAGAAUUAUCCAGAUUGUACUGAGCAACCUCUUGUAGACCAAAGUGUUCCGAAUUUGCACAGUGAUGUAGCGAGAGCAGAUGACACACAGGCAGAAGAAGCUUCAACAAAUGAUGCUUUUCCCGUUGCUGAUGCUGUACCUGUCCCUCAUGGACCAGUCUAUUACCCAGUAAUGACAGAUACCUAUGGCGCACCUUUGCCAGGUUUUGAUACCUACAUUCCUGUUGCAUCUGAUUAUCCCACUGUUGCCAUGUGGCAUCCAGUUGGCGCAGCAUAUGGUGGUUCUGCUCAGGUCCAUGGUGCUAUAAAUUCUGGGCCAAUCGGUUAUAUGCUUCUACCUAACUCACCUCAUUAUACCCCUCAGAAUUAAGAUUUGGCAAUAUGAAAUAUUCUUUGCUGCCAUUUUUACUUUUAUGGUUGAUAAAUGUUUUGUAUUAGUUCUUCAGUGGUUUAGGUAGUAAGAAUGUUCACUGUAUGUCUUUCAAAUUGUUUUACUUUUGAAGUAAAAUAUUGCUUUAAAACAAGGGCAUAUCACUUUGUGUUAUGAAUAUGAAUGCACAUCUAGUCCCUAUAAGCAAAUUUAUUGUAGACAGCUUCCUGUUAGCCAGCUUGUGAAUAUUGUAUUAACUGAUGUGCCAAUUGAUAAAAGAGCGGAAAACUUAUAAGCUGUUUUCUUAAGAUAUGAUGCAUCUUGAUCAACUGUUUAAAAUUGAUAUGAUUUUUGCUUUUCAAGAAAUAUAGAGAGGGAAAAACCAAACAAGAGCCUAUGCUCUUCGGGUUUCUUUAAGAAUUGUAAGAACUGGAUUGCAGUCUGAUGUUAAUUAGUUUUGAAGGGACAUGAUGUUCUGCUUUACAUUUGCCACAUAUGGUAUUGUUUAAUACUGGAUUUACAUAACUGUCCUACUGCACAGUAUUAUGGUGUCCUUUGCACAAUUUGCAGUAAAUAAAAGCUAGCAUUUAAAAUUGCCAAAA
Molecule: messenger RNA, 3218 nt
Organism: Cricetulus griseus (Chinese hamster)
Lineage: Eukaryota; Metazoa; Chordata; Mammalia; Rodentia; Cricetidae
Source: RefSeq, a predicted model, not a curated record